Messenger RNA from Pocillopora verrucosa, 1182 nucleotides. RefSeq lists its product as uncharacterized. The record is from RefSeq and is a predicted model, not a curated record. Gene Ontology annotation, molecular function: potassium channel regulator activity; calcium-activated potassium channel activity. Gene Ontology annotation, cellular component: membrane; voltage-gated potassium channel complex. Gene Ontology annotation, biological process: potassium ion transport; detection of calcium ion. Lineage: Eukaryota; Metazoa; Cnidaria; Anthozoa; Scleractinia; Pocilloporidae.
ACAGCAACUCGCUUGACCUGAGGUGAAGAAAAUUUAUCAAGAACAAAUUCAAUUUGAAGUCGACAAAAUGCGCUGCGCAAAAUCAGAGCUGACAGUUCUUCUCGGUGUCGGAAUAUUUCUCGCUGGUUCUAUUUCCCUAAUUACGAUAACGAUGCAAAAAAUAUUUCCUGCUCGUGAAGAGCAAACCUUUAAAGAAAUAAACUGUACGAUUGUAUCAGGAGACAUGAACGCUACAACAAAAUGCUCCAAUAAAAAUCAAGAGGGAAGCUAUCCGUGCCUCCGGAUAUAUGUUCUGUGUGGCAAAGAUAAGAUCAAAGAGAAUCCUUCGUUGGAGAGCACACAGCCCCGUUUAUUAAGAAAGGAUUUCUACAGCUUGCAAAAACAGUGCACUUUACCGCCAGAACAGUGUAGUGACAAGAAGACUAACAAGCAUCCCUUGAAGAAGUUAUUUCACAGUGGUAAUCCUGUAGGAUCAAACCUCCACUGCUUUUACAACCCAAGUGAUCCGGAACAAAUCGUCAGCCAGAAAGCUUCCAAGGAAAGCUACAACAAAAUGGUGCUGAGUAAUGUGGUUUGGCCGCUGGCCGUUAUACUGUUAGCGGUGAUUGUUACUGCGGGAGCUGCUUGUUUCCUCGCUACACGGCCUCAAGCCGGUUAUGAAAAGUUAGAGGGAGUGACCAGUGCUUCGCUUUAUCAAACACUUUGAAAGAACAAGUGCUAUUCAUAUCACUAUCCUGGACCAUGAUGACUUUCUUCUCCACAAUGUGUGCUCGUUUGGGGUCGAAGUGAGAACGGUGCUGAAUCUUAGAAUUAUAACAGAUGGAAAGGACAUGGGUUGUGACAAGUCAUGAUCUGUAUCUCUGAGCAACGAGUUGAUACAUUGAAUUUUGGCCGACAGAAAAAGAGAAGGCGACUGAUAGAGACUGCGUAAGCUGAAGUCGUUUACUUCACAGAUCGAGCGGACUUUUGGCUGUACCGUUUACGUUCAAGACUGUUGAAUUCGGACAGACUGUAAUAACUACGAUCAAUAGAGCAACAAAAGAGCCAAAGUUGUGAAAAUUAAGGAAUGUUGAAAUUGUGACAAACCAUUAUAAAUUAUUAUGUAAAUAUAUUGUAUCAUUCAAUAUGAUUGCAUAGCAUUUCAUCAUAGCUUUAUCGAAAAGAAGAUAUUGCGAAAUAAAG